Hipposideros armiger (great roundleaf bat) is the source of this 4020-nucleotide messenger RNA. RefSeq names its product SET domain bifurcated histone lysine methyltransferase 2 (gene SETDB2). The transcript is spliced from 12 exons. Gene Ontology annotation, biological process: heterochromatin organization; negative regulation of gene expression. The record is from RefSeq and is a predicted model, not a curated record. Gene Ontology annotation, cellular component: nucleus. Bases 618 to 2693 code for a protein of 691 amino acids. Gene Ontology annotation, molecular function: zinc ion binding; protein binding; histone H3K9 methyltransferase activity. Lineage: Eukaryota; Metazoa; Chordata; Mammalia; Chiroptera; Hipposideridae.
UUUGGCUUUUGCCAAUUUAUUUUAAUUAUCGUUCUCACAUUAUCUGUUUUUAGCUUUGAAAGGAUUAUUUCUGUAGGAAGUUUUUAAGGUGUUAGCUUGGUGGGCAUCUGAAAUGUUGGCUCAUCUAUAUAACGAAAAAAUUUAAACAUUAUUAUGUUUAAUCUAAUUAUUUAAAAGUUAAUAUAGAAGACAUUUUAGAAAGCAUUAAUUUUGGAUGUUUAUUUCAGCAGUUGUUGAAAUGUUUCAUUCUAAAACCAUCCACUUCCAUACUUAGUGCAAGUUAUAUUCCUAAAACUUUUAAAAUGAAUGUGUGUCUAUAUAUACGUUACUCCCAUGCUACAGUGAGAUCAUUCCUUCUGUUUUCCAGCUAAGAAAUAGUGUCACUAAAGUUUUCAACAUGUUUUUUAAAUUAGCUGAAAUAAGUGAGAUAGGUCAUAUUCAAGAAACAAUGGCCAAAACCUUUUUCCUCAAAAGAAGUGAAAGACCAAUUAAAUCUUGAUUUUAUUUAGAAACCAGUGGAUUUCCUAUAAUAUGUACUGUAGGGGAACUAGUCUGUUUCUGUUGCGAUCCUAUGCUACUCACUGAUUUAUAUUUUAGGUGAUGCAAAGACUUUCUGGAUGGAGCUGGAAGAUAAUGGAAAGGUGGACAUGAUAUUUGAGCAAGUGCAAAAUGUGCUGCAGUCACUGAAACAAAAGAUCAAAGAUGGGUCUGCCACGAAUAAAGAAUACAUCCAAGCAAUGAUUCUAGUGAAGGAAGCAACCAUAAGUAACAAUUCAACAUUGGUAAAGGAUCGUAAGUCUGUGACCCAGAAUGAACAGGAAAACAAAUCAAGUUCAUUGCCCUCUACAUCUUAUGAAGACUCCUUUCCAGAAGACUGUACAGUUCUAUCUACAAAAAAUAAGGAUGUUCUUCCUCAGGAAAAUAAAGCUGCAGACUUGAGAGAAAAAAAACCAUCUCUGAAUUUAUCAUACCAAAGUCAUGACUGCUCUGAUGCCUGUCUAAUGAAAAAGCCACUAACCUUCAAGGGAGAAAACCCUCUGCAGCUACCAAUCAAAUGCCACUUCCAAAGACGACAUGCGAAGACUAGCUCUCAUUCUUCAGCACUCCACGUGAGUUAUAAAACCCCUUGUGGAAGGAGUCUACGAAACAUGGAGGAAGUUUUUCGUUACCUGCUUGAGACAGAGUGUAACUUUUUAUUUACAGAUAACUUUUCUUUCAAUACCUAUGUUCAGUUGACUCGGAAUUACCCAAAGCAAGAAGAAAUUGUUUCUGAUGUGGAUAUUAGCAAUGGAGUGGAGUCGAUGCCCAUUUCUUUCUGUAAUGAAAUUGACAAUAGAAAACUUCCGCACUUUAAGUACAGAAAGACUGUGCGGCCACGAGCAUAUUGUCUAAACAGCUUUUCCAACAUGUUUACUGAUUCAUGUGACUGUUCUGAGGGCUGCAUAGACAUAACAAAAUGUGCAUGUCUUCAAAUGACGGCAAGGAAUGCUAGGACAUGCCCCUUGUCAAGUGAUAAAAUAGCCAUUGGAUAUAAACAUAAAAGACUACAGAGACACAUACCUACUGGCAUUUAUGAAUGCAGCCUGUUGUGCAAGUGUAAUCGACGAAUGUGUCAAAACCGGGUUGUCCAGCAUGGACCUCAAGUGAGGCUGCAGGUGUUCAAAACUGAGAAGAAGGGAUGGGGAGUGCGCUGCCUAGAUGACAUCGAGAGGGGGACAUUUGUUUGUAUUUAUUCAGGAAGAUUACUUAGCAGGUCUAACACUGAGAAACCUGAUGCUACUGAUGAAAACAGAAAAGAAGAAAAUAUUAUGAAAAAUGUGUUUUCAAAAAAGAGGAAAAUAGAAGUUACAGAUUGUGAGGUUGAAGUUAUCCCAUCAGAAUUGAAAACAAAUCCUGGAAGUGCUAAGACUGAAGAGUGUCCACCUGAGUUCAAUAAAAAUCCAAAAGAGCCUGUCAUAGAAAUGAAAUGUAAUACUAUUUCAAGAAUUCAAUAUCAUUCAGUUAUUAGAAGUCCGAAAACCAAGAUAGCCAUUAUUCAACCCAAUGGGAAAAAGACGGGAUUUGCUUCCUUGCAGUAUGUCACCUCUGAAGAUGAUGGAUUUAAACCAACCCAAGCACUUCUGAACUCUAAAGCCAAGGAAACAAAAAUGGAUUCAAGCUCAAACCAAGUUGAAGAUUCUGACAACACUCUGCUGAUUGAAUCAGAGGUGAUAGAUAUAACUAAAUGUAGAGAAGAAACUCCACCAGAGGGCAGAUAUAACCAAGCAACCACAUCGGAUAAUCAGAAUGUUAUGGAGUUUGAAGUUCAAAUACUCAAACCCCAAGAGGAAAAAUCUCCAGCAUUUCAAAACCAGCAGGUCUUUUGUGAUAAACAGUUGCCAAAGGAAACCAAGGAUACUUCACCUGAUUCUCUAAAGAAGUUCAGUAAAGGAAAUGUGUUUUUAUUGGAUGCCACAAAAGAAGGAAAUGUGGGCCGCUUCCUUAAUCAUAGUUGUUGCCCAAAUCUUUGGGUACAGAAUGUUUUUGUAGAAACACAUGACAGGAAUUUUCCAUUGGUGGCAUUCUUCACCAACAGGUAUGUGAGAGCAAGAACAGAACUAACGUGGGAUUAUGGUUACGAAGCUGGGACUGUGCCCGAGAAAGAAAUUCUCUGCCAGUGUGGCGUUAAUAAGUGUAGAAAAAAAAUAUUAUAAAUCCGUAGCAAAUGCCUGUUCGUGAAAUGAGCUGAUCAAGCUGAAAUUAGAGCCGUGCAAAAGAGCCCUCCAUCAUCUGGUGGAAUUACUUUCGGUUGUGAACCAUCAAGAGAAUUCCUCUGUUUACCUUUGUGGGGACAAGGGGUUCAUUUGUGUGACUUAGAAAUGCUAGGAACAAAAUAAGGACAUUUUCAUAUGCGUAGGUUACCUCUUUAUGCUAUUCAACUUGACAUAAGUAGGAUGGAAGUGUAUAUUUUAUAUGAAAUGCUACUAUACAAUUUGUAACUUAUUUGUAAAUUAUAUACUAAGAGAAACAUGUCACAAUAGAAUUCGGCUGUUCUUAUUGUUUUUGUGAUUAUUAUCUUUGAGUUCAUGCUCCCAACGGGCCUAAUUUUACAUUUUUACCUGCAAAAUUUACUUAUGUUUAAUUCCUGGCCAGUCAUUUACCAUUAUGAGCCUGAAGGUGGGCAAAACAGCCUGAAGAAUACAGCUCCAAGAAGCACUGUCCCAUCAAGCCAUUUGAGUGAGAAAGGGGGAGAACCUCUCCUAUGGGGAAGGUUUUGGCAGUGAAACUUUGUUUCCACCAAUUCCCUUUAUUUCUUCAAUACAAACACAGACCAGAAAAGAGGGAAUAGAAACCUGGAGGAGUUGGAAGACUUUUGUUCUAAUAGAGUGGAGCCAUAAGAAAAGGAAACCUGGAAAGCAGGCCGACUUGGCUUAUUCAGGCCAGAAGAGAUUGUGUUGGGCAAGAAUUUAAUUUAAAAAACAAAACUGAGCUGCAAAGUCUGAAACAGCCCCUUGGAUUCUCCUGGGCAUGAUGUGCAAAUUGUUUUUUCUAGAGAAAAAGGGAAUUAACUUUGAUAUGGGUUACCUAGCCCUGAUCAUCUAUCUAGGAAAGGGGGGUAGGAAUCUCCAAGAGUGAAAACUAAUUUUAUCCUUAACAAAGGUGUACAUUUGGCUGCCAAGGGGGAGCCCUUGGACCCAGGAUGGGAAUACUAGCUCAAAAAGGACUAAUUAAAAAGUUUGGUUCUUGAGAGAUUUUUUUUUUCUUUUUUCUGAACUUGAUUCUGGGUUUAGUGUGGUUACCUUUCAAACAAAAAUGUAUUCUAAGUUUAGACCCAAUUUAAUUUCUUAAAAAUAUUGAACUAGAUGAAAAUUCAACUUGAAAUUGUUUUACAGAGUGGAAAACCACAGAACUAGGAAAAGGAACAAAAAAUUACAACGCAACAGCCUAUAGACAGAAGAAAAUUGAGAAGUCUAUUUAUUCACAGUAAAGAUGCAGGAACUGUAGACAGUACACUAAAAUAAAGUGACAACACUUGAUCAA